CAUGCAUGUUUAUGUCUUCCUUGGAAGUAUUAGUUUUUGUGAACCAUUGGAGCAAUGCAAUUCGAAAUGGUCAACAGAAUGUACACUUUGCCAGCUUUGCUCAUCCUUUUUGUCACUGUGCAUGGGUUUCCAGAGGAAGAGAAUUAUGAUCCAGAAAACCGCUUGUUUGGUGGUGAUAUGAUGCUUACACCAGAGCAAAGGAUUUUAGUGGAAACAGGAGGAGACAUCAGCCUUGCUGGUGCAGCUAAAUCUCGAGCAACCAUGAAAAAUGUCAGCAUACUGUGGUUCCCUAACAAUAAAGUAGUACCGUACAACAUUCUUCCUGAACUAGAAAACGAAGCCAAGGCAACCUUAGGAAUCAUGUUGGCAUUUCGUGAAUGGGAAGAAAGGUCCUGUUUGACGUUUAAAAGAAGAACAACAGAAGAGGAUUACAUCGAAUUUUUUAAGGAGAGCGGAUGUUGGAGUUACGUUGGACGACAAGGUGGCGCUCAAAAUAUUUCUUUGGGUGAUGGAUGUUGGGGAAAAGGAACAGUGGUACACGAGAUAGGGCACGCUAUGGGGUUCGGGCACGAGCAAAACCGUCCUGAUAGAGAUAACUAUAUUACCAUAAGAUGGGAAAAUAUACCUGAAAAGAAGAAGCACAAUUUCGAAAAGUACAGCGACAAGAAAGUGGACAGUUUAAAUUCGCCAUACGAUUACAAAAGUUUUAUGCAAUAUUCAAAAACAUCCUUUGGUAUCAAUGACUCGAUUACCUUAGACCCGAAAGAUCCGAAUGUUUUCCAACUUGGACAGCGCCUUGGUUUCACAGAAAGAGAUCAAUAUCAAGCCAUGGCGCUUUACCAAUGCAAUGGAAAAACAACAAGAACAGCUGAAGCACCCAAAACCUACACACCAACAGGUGACGACGUGUGCGAUUUUGAGAAUGGAAAGUGCCAUUAUAUGCAAGAUAAAACUGACGAUUUCGAUUGGUCACAACGAUAUGGAGAAUCACCAUCCGGCUCUACUGGUCCUGAAACAGAUCACACCACUGGAAGAUUAGGGACUUAUUUGUAUAUCGAGGCAUCACUACCAAGAAAGAAAGGUGACGUAGCAAGGUUAAAAUCAAAGUUUUUUGCUGCUACUUCACAGAAAAAAUGUUUAACCUUUUUUUACCACAUGUUCUCCGUAAAUAAAACCAUGAUGGGGAAUUUUAAUGUACACCUCAGAGAUGGAAAAGGAAAGCAUGUAAUAUUUCAAAAAGUUGGAUCAAGGAAUGUUAAUGAAUGGAUUGAGGGCAAAAUUAACUUUACACCAACCGGAAAACAUCAGAUUAUUUUUGAAGCUAUUCGCGGUUCUGGUUACCAAGGUGAUAUUGCAUUAGAUGAUGUCAGCAUUUCGACAGGACCAUGUGUUGUAACGUCCAGUAAUACAAUGAACAACUCUCAGGACGGUGCUUGCAUUGACGUAAAUGACCGGGAAGCUCAAUAUUGCACUCAGUGGAAAGAUGCGGGCUAUUGCAGCACGAAAGCAAAGGAGAUGAAAAAGUUUUGUAAAAAAACAUGUUCUUUUUGUCGUUGAUAGAAUAUAUAUGAAACCUAAA
Messenger RNA from Hydractinia symbiolongicarpus, 1579 nucleotides. RefSeq names its product meprin A subunit alpha-like. Gene Ontology annotation, cellular component: membrane. Bases 55 to 1557 code for a protein of 500 amino acids. Gene Ontology annotation, biological process: proteolysis. Gene Ontology annotation, molecular function: metalloendopeptidase activity; zinc ion binding. Lineage: Eukaryota; Metazoa; Cnidaria; Hydrozoa; Anthoathecata; Hydractiniidae. The record is from RefSeq and is a predicted model, not a curated record. The transcript is spliced from 11 exons.